This is a messenger RNA of Symphalangus syndactylus (siamang), 4977 nucleotides long. It is a transcript of the gene EHMT2, whose product is annotated as euchromatic histone lysine methyltransferase 2. Gene Ontology annotation, biological process: negative regulation of transcription by RNA polymerase II; peptidyl-lysine dimethylation. Gene Ontology annotation, cellular component: nucleus; chromatin. Gene Ontology annotation, molecular function: histone H3K9 methyltransferase activity; p53 binding; zinc ion binding. The record is from RefSeq and is a predicted model, not a curated record. NCBI's taxonomy places the organism in Eukaryota, Metazoa, Chordata, Mammalia, Primates, Hylobatidae.
CUUCAGGAAAGCUAAAAAAAAAAAAAAAGCUAAGUUUGGAUUAAGGUGCAGGGAAAACUACAAUUCCCAGAAAGCUCUGGAAUAGUUAACCGAAGAGAACUACAGUUCCCAGAAGGCCUUUAAUUGGCCUCAGGUGCCCCACCUGCCUGUGUCAAAUACCGCGUGUGAAAUCAUACAGAUCUUUUCCAAACUCGACCAAAACGUAAUACCUAAAGGGAUGGUACCCUAAAUACAGCUAUCGAGUUGUCAAUCUUGGUGUAUAUCAUUUAUACUUAAAUUGUCCGCUGGGCUAUGACCCACGGAGUACCUGACUGUGCUUAUGAAGUGUUCGGCAAAAAAGGUUUACUUACUGCAGUGUCACCAGUCAGUAAUGACGUUCGGGCCGCUGGGCUUACCUGGAUCCCUAGUGCGUGUGGAGGUGUAACACGCCUGAUAUAAACAGAAGAGACAUUUAGCCACAGGUUUUCAAAAGGGCACGCUGCUCCAGGGGACAUGAAGCAGCAUGCUAGAACCAGCCAAGAAUAAAGGUGUCCUCCGCGUCCCUAUCGCCCCCUUCUUGCUCGUUAGAAAGGCGAGGCCAAAACUGAGUCCGAGCUUUCUAUCUGGUACCCAAAAACUAGAAAGGCAGAAAAGCAACCAGAGGCGGGAAAAGCCCAAGCAGGCCAGAGGAAAUACAGCCGCUGCCGAGAGCCGGGAGGUUCAGAAGCUCCGCUUGUUACCUAAAACCAGAUGGGGACAGAGACGUCACACCUGGGCCCAGGCGUGUCUCGCCCUCGGUCCCUGCAGAGCUGAGGCCAAGAAUGACAGGAAUUCUCCCUUGCAGCUCCCAGCUUAGGACGGUCACAGCCAUCUCCGAGGCCGCUCUCAGGGGAAAAUGGCCAGAAAGCAUGUAGCGGCUCCUUUAAGGCUCCUCCUCGCUCGCCCUCCCUCGCCCACGUGACCCGGGGCGGCCGCGCGCCGGCUCGGCCCCCCGCGCAAGCGGCGAUGGCGGCGGCGGCGGGAGCUGCAGCGGCGGCGGCCGCCGAGGGGGAGGCCCCCGCUGAGAUGGGGGCGCUGCUGCUGGAGAAGGAAACCAGAGCCACCGAGAGAGUUCAUGGCUCUUUGGGGGACACCCCUCGUAGUGAAGAGACCCUGCCCAAGGCCACCCCCGACUCCGUGGCGCCUGCUGGCCCCUCAUCUCCAGCCUCUGUCACUGUCACUGUUGGCGAUGAGGGGGCUGACACCCCUGUAGGGGCUACACCGCUCAUUGGGGAUGAAUCCGAAAAUCUUGAGGGAGAUGGGGACCUCCAUGGGGGCCGGAUCCUGCUGGGCCAUGCUACAAAGUCAUUCCCCUCUUCCCCCAGCAAGGGGGGUUCCUGUCCUAGCCGGGCCAAGAUGUCAAUGACAGGGGCGGGAAAAUCACCUCCAUCUGUCCAGAGUUUGGCUAUGAGGCUGCUGAGUAUGCCGGGAGCCCAGGGAGCUGCAGCAGCAGGGCCUGAACCCCCUCCAGCCACCACUAGCCCAGAGGGACAGCCCAAGGUCCACCGAGCCCGCAAAACCAUGUCCAAACCAGGAAAUGGACAGCCCCCGGUCCCUGAGAAGCGGCCCCCUGAAGUACAGCAUUUCCGCAUGAGUGACGAUGUCCACUCACUGGGAAAGGUCACCUCAGAUGUGGCCAAAAGGAGGAAGCUGAACUCAGGAGGUGGCCUGUCGGAGGAGUUAGGUUCUGCCCGGCGUUCAGGAGAAGUGACCCUGGCGAAAGGGGACCCCGGGUCCCUGGAGGAGUGGGAGACGGUCGUGGGUGAUGACUUCAGUCUCUACUAUGAUUCCUACUCUGUGGAUGAGCGAGUGGACUCCGACAGCAAGUCUGAAGUUGAAGCUCUAACUGAACAACUAAGUGAAGAGGAGGAGGAAGAAGAGGAGGAAGAAGAGGAGGAGGAAGAAGAGGAGGAAGAGGAAGAAGAAGAGGAAGAUGAGGAGUCAGGGAAUCAGUCAGAUAGAAGUGGUUCCAGUGGCCGGCGCAAGGCCAAGAAGAAAUGGCGAAAAGACAGCCCGUGGGUGAAGCCAUCUCGGAAACGGCGCAAGCGGGAGCCUCCGCGGGCCAAGGAGCCACGAGGAGUGAAUGGUGUGGGCUCCUCAGGCCCCAGUGAGUACAUGGAGGUCCCUCUGGGGUCCCUGGAGCUGCCCAGCGAGGGGACCCUCUCCCCCAACCACGCUGGGGUGUCCAAUGACACAUCUUCGCUGGAGACAGAGCGAGGGUUUGAGGAGUUGCCCCUGUGCAGCUGCCGCAUGGAGGCACCCAAGAUCGACCGCAUCAGCGAGAGGGCGGGGCACAAGUGCAUGGCCACCGAGAGUGUGGACGGAGAGCUGUCAGGCUGCAAUGCCGCCAUCCUCAAGCGGGAGACCAUGAGGCCAUCCAGCCGCGUGGCCCUGAUGGUGCUCUGUGAGACCCACCGCGCCCGCAUGGUCAAACACCACUGCUGCCCGGGCUGCGGCUACUUCUGCACAGCGGGCACCUUCCUGGAGUGCCACCCUGACUUCCGUGUGGCCCACCGCUUCCACAAGGCCUGUGUGUCUCAGCUGAAUGGGAUGGUCUUCUGUCCCCACUGUGGGGAGGAUGCUUCUGAAGCUCAAGAGGUGACCAUCCCUCGGGGUGACGGGGUGACCCCGCCGGCCGGCACUGCAGCUCCUGCACCCCCACCCCUGUCCCAGGAUGCCCCCGGGAGAGCAGACACUUCUCAGCCCAGUGCCCGGAUGCGAGGGCAUGGGGAGCCCCGGCGCCCGCCCUGCGAUCCCCUGGCUGACACCAUCGACAGCUCAGGGCCCUCCCUGACCCUGCCCAAUGGGGGCUGCCUUUCAGCCGUGGGGCUGCCACUGGGGCCAGGCCGGGAGGCCCUGGAAAAGGCCCUGGUCAUCCAGGAGUCAGAGAGGCGGAAGAAGCUCCGUUUCCACCCUCGGCAGUUGUACCUGUCCGUGAAGCAGGGCGAGCUGCAGAAGGUGAUCCUGAUGCUGUUGGACAACCUGGACCCCAACUUCCAGAGCGACCAGCAGAGCAAGCGCACACCCCUGCAUGCAGCCGCCCAGAAGGGCUCCGUGGAGAUCUGCCAUGUGCUGCUGCAGGCUGGAGCCAACAUAAAUGCAGUGGACAAACAGCAGCGGACGCCACUGAUGGAGGCCGUGGUGAACAACCACCUGGAGGUGGCCCGUUACAUGGUGCAGCGUGGUGGCUGUGUCUAUAGCAAGGAGGAGGACGGCUCCACCUGCCUCCACCACGCAGCCAAAAUCGGGAACUUGGAGAUGGUCAGCCUGCUGCUGAGCACAGGACAGGUGGACGUCAACGCCCAGGGCCAGCUGCCCCCACCCUCACUCCCUUCCCACCCACAGGACAGUGGGGGGUGGACGCCCAUCAUCUGGGCUGCAGAGCACAAGCACAUCGAGGUGAUCCGAAUGCUACUGACGCGGGGCGCCGACGUCACCCUCACUGACAACGAGGAAAACAUCUGCCUGCACUGGGCCUCCUUCACAGGCAGCGCCGCCAUCGCCGAAGUCCUUCUGAAUGCACGCUGCGACCUCCAUGCUGUCAACUACCACGGGGACACCCCCCUGCACAUCGCAGCUCGGGAGAGCUACCAUGACUGCGUGCUGUUAUUCCUGUCACGUGGGGCCAAUCCUGAGCUGCGUAACAAGGAGGGGGACACAGCAUGGGACCUGACUCCCGAGCGCUCCGACGUGUGGUUUGCGCUUCAACUCAACCGCAAGCUCCGACUUGGGGUGGGAAAUCGGGCCAUCCGCACAGAGAAGAUCAUCUGCCGGGACGUGGCUCGGGGCUAUGAGAACGUGCCCAUUCCCUGUGUCAACGGUGUGGAUGGGGAGCCCUGCCCCGAGGAUUACAAGUACAUCUCGGAGAACUGCGAGACGUCCACCAUGAACAUUGACCGCAACAUCACCCACCUGCAGCACUGCACGUGUGUGGACGACUGCUCCAGCUCCAACUGCCUGUGCGGCCAGCUCAGCAUCCGGUGUUGGUAUGACAAGGAUGGGCGAUUGCUCCAGGAAUUUAACAAGAUUGAGCCCCCGCUGAUUUUCGAGUGUAACCAGGCGUGCUCAUGCUGGAGAAACUGCAAGAACCGGGUUGUACAGAGUGGCAUCAAGGUGCGGCUACAGCUCUACCGAACAGCCAAGAUGGGCUGGGGGGUCCGCGCCCUGCAGACCAUCCCACAGGGGACCUUCAUCUGCGAGUAUGUCGGGGAGCUGAUCUCUGAUGCCGAGGCUGAUGUGAGAGAAGAUGAUUCUUACCUCUUCGACUUAGACAACAAGGAUGGAGAGGUGUACUGCAUUGAUGCCCGUUACUAUGGCAACAUCAGCCGCUUCAUCAACCACCUGUGUGACCCCAACAUCAUUCCCGUCCGGGUCUUCAUGCUGCACCAAGACCUGCGAUUUCCACGCAUCGCCUUCUUUAGUUCCCGAGACAUCCGGACUGGGGAGGAGCUAGGGUUUGACUAUGGCGACCGCUUCUGGGACAUCAAAAGCAAAUAUUUCACCUGCCAGUGUGGCUCUGAGAAGUGCAAGCACUCAGCCGAAGCCAUUGCCCUGGAGCAGAGCCGUCUGGCCCGCCUGGACCCACACCCUGAGCUGCUGCCCGAGCUCAGCUCCCUGCCCCCUGUCAACACAUGAGAACGGACCACACCCUCCCUCCCCAGCAUGGAUGGCCACAGCUCAGCCGCCUCCUCUGCCACCAGCUGCUCGCAGCCCAUGCCUGGGGGUGCUGCCAUCUUCUGUCCCCACCACCCUUUCACACAUUCCUGACCAGAGAUCCCAGCCAGGCCCUGGAGGUCUGACAGCCCCUCCCUCCCAGAGCUGGUUCCUCCCUGGGAGGGCAACUUCAGGGCUGGCCACCCCCCUGUUACCCACCCUCAGUUGAAGUUUGAUGAAUUGAAGUUGGGCCUCUAUGCCAACUGGUUCCUUUUGUUCUCAAUAAAUGUUGGGUUUGGUAAUAAA